AUGGACAUCAACUUUCCUCAUCCAACUCAAAUUUUCUCUCUUCGCGCUUGUCGCAACGACGAUGCCGUAGACCUCCUCGCUAUCGGCGGCGAACACUCCGUCGACGUCUUGCUCGUGUCCGACACACAGUGCUCUUGUAUCGCAUCCUUUCAUAUAGGUUCACGCGUCACUGCACUUGCAUGGUCAUCUGCCACUGUUUCUCCCACUUCCGGUGACGAUUGGCUUCUGGAGCUGGCCGCUGCUGGCGACGAUUAUGGCCUCCAUCUCUUGACGAAAUCACCGUCUGUUGAGGAGUACAUCUUUCCUUUUGGUGGUGGGCUCAGUGGUCACCAUGGCAGGGUCAACGACAUAACCUUUUGUGGUGGCUGGAGCGAGGACAGUGUGCGUUAUGUUGCUACAGUUUCUGAUGAUAAAAUGCUAAUGGUUUGGGAUCUUCGUCCGAACGUUGACAUUUCUUCUAGUGUUCCAACUAGAUCGGACAUGCAUGACAGUCCGUCUCCCUCCCCAAGACCACAGCCAACUGCAUAUGUCAUACCCUUUUCCCAUCCACUGACUACCAUCAGUUCCCAUCCAUCCACUAGCAAAGAGUUUCUUGUAUCUGAUUGCCGAGGCUCAAUCUUCUUGACGGACUGGCGUUCUGAUCCUGAAGAUAACAAACAAGCCAACCUGCGUCACUCGAGCCUUGUGGAAUUGGUAGAACCAUAUGCCUUAUCAGCUUCCUGUAUGGGCAACACUUCUCGUUGGUCUGCCUCCGCAGCCUGGCGCACCGACACCGUUGACAUAAUCGGGAGUGUUUAUGGACCAAAAUUCUCUAUCUGGGAUAUAUCCAGACUUAGGGGAGGAAAACCGCUCAUUACCGGUACGAGUUUUUUCGAGGGCGGACAACAUUUUCGCUGGUGUCACACAUAUCCUGAAUAUUUUGCAAUAUCGACUCAAUCACCAAGCAAAGGUGCCAUCAUUCAAGUCUAUAAUAUUAAUUUCAUUCAAGCGCAACCAACGGUUUUCAAUCUUCGGCCACGGCCCCAUUUUUUGCGAGACUUUGAUUUUCUUGCUAUGCGCGGUAUCCCACGCAUUGCAGCGGCGGUAGGUCAGACCGUCAUGAUAUUUCCUAUCGGUAUAGAUUCUUGAGAAGAAAAGUGCAUCAUCUUUGAUCUACAUUGAGCAGUGGCUACAAUUGCAUACAUUCUUUUGUUAUACGUAUCGGCUAUAAACUAAGCAUGAAUGAUGG
Messenger RNA from Laccaria bicolor S238N-H82, 1228 nucleotides. RefSeq lists its product as uncharacterized. The record is from RefSeq and is a predicted model, not a curated record. Gene Ontology annotation, molecular function: protein binding. NCBI's taxonomy places the organism in Eukaryota, Fungi, Basidiomycota, Agaricomycetes, Agaricales, Hydnangiaceae. Gene Ontology annotation, cellular component: nuclear pore outer ring. The transcript has 6 exons. The coding region runs from base 1 to 1128 and encodes 375 amino acids.